GUAUUACCUCCUCUCUCCUCUUUCUUUCAGCAGCUCACCUGUGCGGUCGCAGGGACAAGAUGACUGAAGUGAUCGGGAUCGUCUCAGGGGCGAUCACCUUUGCAACCGUCGUUGCGCAGAUCUCCAAGUCGAUUAUCCAAAUCAAAGACUGCUGGAGCCAGAUCCGCGACGCGCCCGAGGAAUUGCAAGAGCUCAUCGCUGAGCUAGAAAUUUAUGAUCUUAUCUUGAGGGGAAUCGAACAGAAUCUUUCAUCGUGCCCACUGGCGAAUACCAUAGAAAUGAGUGAACAUUCAUUUCAGAGUCUAGAGGUCUGCAAGAAGGCAGCAGAGAACCUUCAGAUCAUUUCAAAGGAUCUUGCCAAAGACCUCCGUUUAUCUAGUCGCUUUAGGCGAUCCUACUCUUCGUUUAAAAUAGUGCUUCAAAAAAGGAAAGUGGAGAAGUACAAGGCCAGGCUCAGCAAUUCGAUUAGAUUGCUUUCUCUUUCGCAGCAAUGCUACUCAAUAGCUUUAAUGCAGAUACAACCAGUUAUGGUCCCUCAGAUUCAAGUUGAUGACAACACAAGUGACAAAAAUAAACAAGAGCCUGGAUCACUUUCUAGUGUAGUGCACAUAUCGUCGCAAAGAGGCAUAUAUUCAUGGCGGCUUGGUCUGCCAAUCUGGGUCACCUCGAAGGUCUUUGAAAUUCAAGGGAAAAGAGCAUACGGCGGUUGGCAAUGGGUAUUUCGCACGUAUGAUAUUCCUCCACGGGGUGACCCGGCCUUUGAAUUUGCCAAAGAUGGAGACCUUGAUGGUCUACGUCAGGUGUUCUCAUCUGGGAAGGUCUCCCUUUUUGUAAGGGAUGAUUUAGGAAUGACUUUACUAUCUUGGGCUUGCUACAAUAACAGUUUCGAAGUAGCGGAGUUUCUACUGAACCAGGGGGCUGAUCCAAAUGCACUGGAUGAUUCAAAUAUGAAGCCUAUUUCUACAAUAGGGCGAAUUAGGAUUAACCCUCCCAUGAAGUCACAACCUAUCUUCCCACUUCUACGGCUGCUCUGUCAGUUUGAAGAUGAAUCACAGGAGGAUCCCCGGGAUGUCUUUAUGAGAAGUUUUCACAGGUUCAGAGGCACAGCAGAGGAAUUUGCUUUCUUCCAGCGAGCCUGCUGCCCGUUAUUUUUCACCUUGUCCGAUGAGCAGCGCAUUCGAUUUGCCAUUAACGAACUGGGUCCUUCCUUAUCCCGUAAUUUUUGGAAUGGGCCCUUCAUCAUUAGGGCCAUUCUCAAUGGGGUCUCUUUUACAACUUCCAAAUUUGAAGUUAUCUCUUUUACACUUUCUAACUUUGAAGUUCCAGGCACUGGCUCUUUUGUCGGCAGAACUCACAUGCUCACUUUGCCUCAUGGUGUUGCAUAUUGUAUGGGCUGCACUAAAAUUGGCUCAAAUUGGCCUUAUAAUGCCAUCAAGGACAGGGCUAUGCAGCACACAGUUUAUGAGGAAUGGCAUAUCAUGUUUCGAGAAAUGCUGGACAAUGGUCUUCACAUACACCAAACAAUGAACGGGCUGACUCUAUUGCACGCUUUCUUAGAUGGUUGUUUCCAGCUUUCUAAACCGCUUGAAGGCUCGCUUAUGAAAAAGUGCAAUGAAGCCCUUGGAGCGCUAUUGCGGGAUCUUCAAAGUGCUGGUGUCAACCUAAAAGAGUUCGGUGAGAGGGAAGAGUUGAUACUGAAAGACCAAGGGGGGUGUAUCGAUUUUCGAAUUUUCGGUAGAUCGAGGCUCUUUGUUAUUCGAUUGAUUGGAUUCUCACACGGCCCAACACCGGAGGACUGGUGCUUAUGGAUUAGUGAGCCCUCUGAUGAAUUUGUGGGAGACUUUUGGGCAAUGAUUGAUCGACGGAUGGAGAUGCCGGGUGGAUGGUCGGAAGAUGUACCCUUGUUUCUUUGAUGUUAC
Penicillium samsonianum is the source of this 1919-nucleotide messenger RNA. RefSeq lists its product as uncharacterized. The transcript is spliced from 4 exons. NCBI's taxonomy places the organism in Eukaryota, Fungi, Ascomycota, Eurotiomycetes, Eurotiales, Aspergillaceae. The record is from RefSeq and is a predicted model, not a curated record. The coding region runs from base 60 to 1913 and encodes 617 amino acids. Gene Ontology annotation, molecular function: protein binding.